UUCUUGUUCAUCAUUCAUGUACACUCACAAUUGGUGGCAUGUUGUUGUUUGUUAUUUGGAAGGUCAUUCUCCAAUUAACAAAGUGCUAGAAGUCUAUGACCAUUAUAUCUGGAAAGAGUUACAAAGAAGUGAUGCCGAUUGUGGACAGGUUGACAAGCUAAAGAAGUCAGUGGAGGAUGAAAUUCAUUUUCUCAAGGGAAGGGUUUCAGAACUUGAAAGUGAUCUUGUGUCGAAGUCCACAGAAGUUAAAUUUGCAGUUUCAAGGAAAGAAGAAGCUCUAUCUUCUGCAUUUGCUGAAAUUGACCGUCUGAAGGAAGAAAAUUCUGUAAAAACAUGAGCAUUAUUGAAUGCAUAUGGAUGGUGUUUACUGUGUUGGAGUGUAUUUGUUUCUUGCACAUGAGGGCACGCCUUGUAAUUCUUAUGAUAGGUUGAGCAAAGUGAAGUGUUGUUUAUUUAGAAAUGUGAAUGUAGGAUGCAUUGUAUGAUUUGAUUGCUAUUUGUAAUAAAUGCAUUAUUUUUUUU
Messenger RNA from Magnolia sinica, 522 nucleotides. Its product is annotated as nuclear-pore anchor-like. The record is from RefSeq and is a predicted model, not a curated record. The coding region runs from base 17 to 337 and encodes 106 amino acids. The transcript has 3 exons. NCBI's taxonomy places the organism in Eukaryota, Viridiplantae, Streptophyta, Magnoliopsida, Magnoliales, Magnoliaceae.